Messenger RNA from Sphaeramia orbicularis (orbiculate cardinalfish), 6123 nucleotides. RefSeq names its product complement component 5 (gene c5). Lineage: Eukaryota; Metazoa; Chordata; Actinopteri; Kurtiformes; Apogonidae. The record is from RefSeq and is a predicted model, not a curated record. Gene Ontology annotation, molecular function: endopeptidase inhibitor activity; protein binding. Gene Ontology annotation, cellular component: extracellular region.
AUGGGCUCCGUGUUACCCGGGUCCUCCCUGGGCCUGAAGCCGGCCUUUAAGCCGCAGCAGCCGCUCUCCCUCGCGGACAUCAUCACCUCGGACAUCCUGCACAGCUUCCUGUACGGCCGCUGGAGGCACGUGCUGGGCGAGCAGCAGCACCACCACGCGCACCCGCAUCACCUGCAGCACGAGGACCGCACGGCGCCGAGCGCGAGCCCCAAGACCGCGUUCACGGCGGAGGUUCUGGCCCAGUCCUUCUCCGGAGAGGUGCAGAAGUUGUCCAGUCUGGUUUUACCCAGUGAGGUGAUCAUCGCCCAGAGCUCCGUUCCAGGUGAAGGUCUGGGUAUUUUCUCCAAGACCUGGAUCAAAGCCGGAACCGAGAUGGGUCCGUUCACGGGUCGCCUCAUUUCCCCAGAACACAUCGACCUGUACAAGAACAACAACCUGAUGUGGGAGGUGUUCAACGAGGACGGCUCGGUCCGGUACUUCAUCGAUGCGAGUCAGGAGGACCAGAGGAGCUGGAUGACCUACAUUAAAUGUGCCCGCAAUGAACAGGAGCAGAACCUGGAGGUGGUCCAGAUCGGCAGCAGCAUCUUCUACAAGGCUGUGGAGGUCAGUGAACGCCUCACAGCAGGGGAUCAGCCUCUGGGUAGUUCAGUGGACUGUGGAUCAGUUGGACUCUGGGGUGGUGGUGCCCUCUGCUGGUCCAACUCUGAACCUGCUCCUGAACCUGCUCCUGAACCUGCUCCUGAUCCUGCUCCUGAUCCUGGUUCUGAACCUGCUCCUGAACCUGCUCCUGAACCUGGUUCUGAACCUGCUCCUGAACCUGCUCCUGAUCCUGCUCCUGAACCUGGUUCUGAACCUGCUCCUGAUCCUGCUCCUGAACCUGGUUCUGAACCUGCUCCUGAACCUGCUCCUGAACCUGACCAUCCCUCCAGACCAGGAGCUCCUCGUCUGGUACGGAAACUCCCACAACACCUUCUUGGGGAUUCCAGGGAUUCCAGGAGGAGACGAAGAGCACACCAAGAAGAACAAGAACGGUACCUGGUCACCGCUCCUCGCCUGUUUCGUCUCGACGCCGUGGAAACCGUGGUCCUGCAGUUGUUCGGUUUCUCUGAUAAUGUGAACGUCUACGUCUUCGUGAAGACCUCCAUGGCGCCGGAUCACGUGGUUUUGGCCAAGGAGGUGGUGACCCUCAACGCCCAGAACAACCACCAGGGUGUCGCACAAAUCCGGCUGUUCCCAGGUCAGGUGGACAAGACUGUGGAUCAUGUGAUUCUCCACGUCCAAUCAGCAGAGAUCAACCAGCACUUGUCCGUCCCCCUGAGCAGAGACAACGGCUUCCUGUUCGUCCAAACUGACAAAUCGCUGUACACGCCCCUGCAGAAAGUCAAAGUCCGGGCCUUUUCCCUGAACCAGGAGCUCAGACCGGCCAAUCGCAGCGUCUUCCUGACCUUUAAGGACCCGGAUCAUGAGACCGUGGACAUGGUGGAGAUGAUUGAUGCGAACAACGGGAUCCCCUCGAUGCAGAACCCCUUUAAGAUCCCCAUCAAACCCAAGUUGGGGAUCUGGUCCAUCGAAGCUUCGUACUCAGAUGAUUUCACCACCAAAGCCACCGCCGACUUCGAAGUAAAGGAAUAUGUUCUGCCCAGUUUCUCCAUCAACAUCCAACCAGAGUCGACGUUCAUCAGCUACAACAGCUUCAAUCAUUUCAGCUUCAAGGUUUCUGCUAGGUAUCUGCACGGCGCUCCGGUGGUGAACGGCGAGGUGUUCAUCCAGUACGGAUACGUCAGCGGGAAGGAUGCGCCGGUGGUCGUGUCCAGCUCCCUCACCAGAGAAAGAUUGUCUCCCACAGGUGAACUGGACGUCAUUGUCAACAUGGAGGAGGUUCUGUCCAAACACGACGGACCCUCUGACCUCAACAGUCUGGUGGGGAAGUACCUGUACGUGGGGGUGCUGGUGCACGAGAGGACAGGUGGGAUCGGUGAAAGGGCGGAGUUUGCCUCGGUGAAGUUCGUCAAAUCUCCGUACAGUCUGAGUCUGGUGUCGACGCCCAGGUUCAUCAAGCCUGGACUUCCUUAUAACAUCCAGGUGUCGGUGAAAGACCACCUGAACAAACCUGUGAGUCGGGUGCGAGUCCGUCUUCUGGAGCGUCUGAUGUUCAGACGGGGGCGGGACGGCGAGGACAUGCCCUGUCAGCCCGACAGCGCCACCAGCAACGCAAACGGCCUGGCGGUGUUCGUCUGCAACACGCCACAGGAAACCCUGAGGGCGGAGCUAAAGUUCGUGACCUCUGACCCCUCCCUCCCUGAUGCCAGUCAGGCCACUCUGACUCUGCCCGCGGUGACGUACUUUUCUCCGAAUCAGCGUUACCUGUACAUCGACCCGCCUGCUCUCGGACGCCGCCCUGUUGUCGGACAGUACGCCAACAUCAAAGUGUACUCAGCCACGCCCUCUUUCCUGUCAAUCAGAACCCUCAACUUCCUGGUUCUGUCCAAAGGGAAGGUGGUCCACUACGGCAGUCAGAACUUCGUCCGUAGCUCCGACAACAGUCAGAGUGUGAGCUUCAUGGUGACGGAGGCCAUGGUGCCGUCCGUCCGCCUGCUGGUUUACUACAUCGUGGGCGGAGAGGGGACGUCUGAACUGGUGGCCGACUCCAUCUGGUUGGAUGUGGCAGGAACAUGCGUCAACGGGCUGCAGACCGAGUUGACCUAUCAGGGUCAGGACCACAGACCGAAGGACACUCUGCAGAUGACCAUCAGGACCAAUCAGAGGGGACUGGUGGCGCUGUCCGCUGUGGACUCAGGCGUCCUCACGCUACGACCCGACUACAAAGAUCCCAUUUCCACGGUUCUACGUCACAUCGAGAAGAGCGAUCAGGGCUGUGGAGGAGGCGGAGGCAGAGACAACGCAGACGUGUUCCGAUUGGCCGGACUCACCUUCAUCACCAACGCCAACGCACAGGCGUCGACCAGCAAUGAGGCGUGUACUGUGGCCGUGCGUCCAAAACGAGCCGUGAGCGACGAGUGCACAAAGAGAGCGGAGCGUUUCUCAGUUGAUUUCCUCAAAAACUGCUGUCUCGAGGCUCUGAAACACAGUCCAAAGGGACUGACCUGCCAAAAGUUUGCCGAGCAGAGGUUUGCAGGAAAACUCCUGUGCCAAAGGGCCUUCACCAUCUGCUGCGAAUGCGUCCAGAGGAGCCUGGAUGGCAACCAGAAACUAGCCAGAGGAGAGAUGGAAAACGACUUUGACGACAUUCCGAUUCUGGUCAGGAGUUACUUCCCAGAGAGUUGGUUAUGGGAGGUUCAGCGCAGCAGUCCAGGUCAGCUGACCCUCAGCAGGACUUUACCGGACUCAUUGACCACAUGGCAGAUCAGAGCGGUCGGAGUCUUCAACAACGGUAUGUGCAUUGCGGACCUGGUUCAGGUGUCGGUCCGCCUACCGCUCAGUGUGGACGUACCGUUGCCCUAUCAGGUGGUCCGAGGUGAGCAGCUGGAGCUCAGAGGCUCCGUGUACAACCAGAUGGUCGACAGCGUCAUGUUUUGCGUGACGCUGACGGUCGGUCCGGAGGUCUGUUUACUCCACUCUCAGCCGGAUAACUCGGGGGCGGGGCUUCGCUCCACUUCCUGCAGCUGGAACCCACUUCCUGCCGAUGGGAAUCGUCCGGUGAGCUUCAUCCUGAUGGGUAUAGAACCGGGAGAACACACCCUGCGCUUCAGCCUGAAGACUCAGCAGGGAGUCCAGGAUGUCCUGGAGAAGACGCUGCGAGUGGUGCCUGAAGGAGUGAAGACGGUGGGGAUGAUCGGAGGAAGACUAGACCCCCAGGGUCUGUACGGUUCAGAGAAGCGGCUGGUGCAGCUGAAGACUGUUCUACCGUCCAACGUGGUCCCUCACGCCCCCGUACACAGACAGCUGACCAUCAACGGGGAGGUCCUGGGGGACGUCCUGUCGGUCAUUCAUAACCCUGAAGGUCUCCAGAAGCUCAUCAACCUGCCGGGGGGGUCGGCGGAGGCGGAGCUUGGAGGAGUCCUGCCCCUCAUCCACGUUUAUCGCUACCUGGAGACAACGGGACGGUGGGACGUCCUGGGAGCAGACAUCCAGAAGAACUCUGGAGACCUGAGGCAGAGGAUCAGAGAGGGUCUGAUCAGCAUCAGCUCCUUCAGAAAAGGAGACGCCACCUACAGCAUGUGGAGGAGGAGGGAGUCCAGCACCUGGCUCACGGCUCAGGCGGUCCAAACUCUGGCUCUGGCAGACGGACUGGUCCCCGUGGACCACCAGUCCCUUUCGGAGUCGGUCAACUGGCUGAUCCAGCGAGUCCAGCAGCCCAACGGGUCCUUCAGCGAGACGGCCUCCUACAGACCCAACAGACUCAUGGCGGGGGGCGCUGAUGCUCUCGACCAGUCGGUCUAUCUGACAUCCUUCGUGUUGAUUGCGUUGCAUAAAGCCACCAGGAUCAGAGACCGGCACCUGCAGGUCCAGUUCCAAAAGGACAGCAUGACCUCAGCAGCAGACUACAUCUCCCGUCAUGCCCCGAGUGUGAAGAGUGUUCAUGUGCUCGCCGUGGCGACCUACGCCCUGACUUUGAAUGACCCCAACAGCAUCGCAGCCAAUCAGCUGCUGAGCCGCCUGGAGGGGCUGGCCCGACAGAAAGGAAACCCCGUUGUGCUGCGGUACUGGCAGGAGGCAGGUGUGGCUUCUGAUUGGUUGAGACCGGACGAGGCCAGCGGAAUGACGGUGGAGACGACGGCGUACGUCCUGAUGACAGUUCUGCUCAAGGGGCGGAUCCACUACAGUAACCCCAUCCUGACCUGGAUGAUGCAGGACCAGCACUACGGACAAGGGUUCAGCGCCAUCCAGGAUACCAUCCUGACUCUGGAGGCCCUCACUGAAUACUCUAAAGUCGUCCCUCGAGCCAACCUGGACCAGACCAUCAACGUCCGCUUUAUACGGGGGGGCGGGGCCAGGCAGGUCCAGCUGAGCCAGAGCCGCCCAGUGGCCACGCCCAUCCAGGUAACGCAGAAUGGUGACAUCACUGUGUCCACAGGUUAUGGGAGAGGUGUGUCACAUGUCAAGCUGAAGACGGUUUUCUACGAGACGACACCUCGUCCUAAAAACUGUAACUUCGACCUGACGGUGGAGAUGAUUGGACCUGACACCACCAACAAUCGAAGCAUCCAGGAUCCACACCUGGUGGCCUGUGCCAAGUUUCAACCUCCUCCCAACGAGCUGUGGACUGAGUCUGGUCUGACUGUGAUGCAGAUCCAGCUGCCGACGGGCGUGGACGCUGUCCUCGAAGACCUGAGACCGUUCAGAGACCUGACGAAGCCGCUGAUCUCACACUACGAACUGGACGGAAACACCGUGGUCAUCCAGGCGGACAGCGUUCCAUCUGAGUACUUCCUGUGUGUCGGGUUUCGGGUCCGGAUUGGGUUCAGGGUGGGCCGGACCAGUGAGUCCCUUUUCAGCGUCUACGAACCUCAGGACAAAGGCAGCGUGUGCACCAAACAGUUCUCGUACGAGCAGCAGAAGCUGCAGAGCCUCUGUGUGGACGGACGGUGCCAGUGCAUGAUGGCGUCAUGUGCCGUGUACAGAGGGGACGUGGACCUGAGUCUGACGGCGGCAAAACGGACCGAGGAAACCUGUCGACCCCAGAUCAAAUACGCCUUCAAGGUGUUGGUGACGUCGACCUCAGCAGAAGGAGACUUUGUGUCCUUCACAGCCACCGUAGAUGAAGUCCUGAAGAACACGGACAGAGACUUGGAGGCGGUCAGUAAAGGUACCGAAGUGGACCUGGUGAAGAAAACCACCUGCAGCUCCAUCAUCAUCCAGAACCAACACCAGUACCUGGUGAUGGGAGGAGGCGGGGCAGAGGUCGCCCUUGGCAACGCCUUCAAGUACCGUCUGCCUCUGGACUCGGACGCCGUGGUGGAGGCGUGGCCUACACACUGUAGUUCCACCGCCUGUCAGGACUACGUCACCCAGCUGAACGACUACGCCCUGGACCUGGAGCUGUUCAGCUGCCCAGACCCGUCCUGAGCCGGUCCCACUGACCCGUCUGUCCUGUUUGUAUGUGUUUGACUGGUACCGGGACCGGUCCGGUGGUUUCACUGUGUCUGUGAUGUUCAACCAUUA